GGCGGUGACAAUGGGAGCGGCGCGGGCGGCGCCGGGAGGCAGCUGACAGGCGUUUGCGGCUCCGCUUCAUGGCCGCUCUCCCGCGCAGCCUGCGCUGUGUGAGGACCCGGGCGGCCCGUGGCCGUCCGCAGCCGGGGCCGGAGGCGGGAGGCCGAUCUGGGACGUGCGAGCCGCGCCGCUGAGGCGCAGCAUGUGAAGCGGAGACGGCCUCGAACGCGGGGCGAGCCUCUCAGCCGGCCGGCAUGGCCACGACGGCCGAGCUCUUCGAGGAGCCUUUUGUGGCUGAUGAAUACAUCGAGCGUCUGGUGUGGCGAACCCCAGGAGGUGGUUCUAGAGGUGGAUCUGAAGCUUUUGAUCCCAAAAGGUUGUUAGAAGAAUUUGUGAAUCAUAUUCAAGAACUUCAGAUAAUGGAUGAAAGAAUUCAAAGGAAGGUGGAGAAGUUAGAACAGCAGUGUCAGAAGGAAGCUAAGGAAUUUGCUAAGAAGGUACAAGAGCUCCAGAAAAGCAAUCAGGUUGCCUUUCAACAUUUUCAAGAAUUAGAUGAGCACAUUAGCUAUGUAGCCACAAAAGUGUGUCACCUUGGAGACCAGUUAGAAGGGGUAAACACACCUAGACAACGAGCGGUGGAGGCUCAGAAAUUGAUGAAAUAUUUUAAUGAAUUUCUAGAUGGAGAAUUGAAAUCUGAUGUUUUUACAAAUUCUGAAAAGAUAAAGGAAGCAGCAGACGUCAUUCAGAAGCUGCAUCUGAUUGCCCAGGAGUUACCUUUCGAUAGGUUUUCAGAAGUAAAAUCCAAAAUUGCAAGUAAAUACCAUGAUUUGGAAUGCCAACUGAUUCAGGAGUUUACUAAUGCCCAAAGAAGAGGAGAGAUCUCCAGGAUGAGGGAAGUAGCUGCAGUUUUACUUCAUUUCAAGGGUUAUUCCCAUUGUAUUGAUGUUUAUAUAAAGCAGUGCCAGGAGGGUGCUUACUUGAGAAAUGAUAUAUUUGAAGAUGCAGCAAUACUCUGUCAGCGAGUGAACAAGCAAGUUGGAGAUAUCUUUAGUAAUCCAGAAGCAGUACUGGCUAAACUUAUUCAGAAUGUGUUUGAAAUCAAACUACAGAGUUUUGUGAGAGAUCAGCUAGAAGAAUGCAGGAAAUCGGACGCUGAGCAGUAUCUCAAAAGUCUCUAUGAUCUGUACACCAGAACCACCAGUCUCUCCAGCAAAUUGAUGGAGUUUAACUUAGGUACUGAUAAACAGACUUUCUUGUCUAAGCUUAUCAAAUCCAUUUUCAUUUCCUAUUUGGAGAACUAUAUUGAAGUGGAGAUUGGAUAUUUGAAAAGCAGAAGUGCUAUGAUCCUACAGCGCUAUUAUGAUUCAAAAAACCACCAAAAGAGAUCCAUUGGCACAGGAGGUAUUCAAGAUUUGAAAGAAAGGAUUAGACAACGUACCAACUUACCACUGGGGCCAAGUAUUGAUACGCAUGGGGAAACUUUCCUAUCUCAAGAAGUGGUCGUUAAUCUUUUACAAGAAACCAAACAAGCCUUUGAGAGAUGUCAUAGGCUUUCUGAUCCUUCUGAUUUACCAAGGAAUGCCUUUAGAAUUUUUACCAUUCUUGUGGAAUUUUUAUGUAUUGAGCAUAUUGAUUAUGCUUUAGAAACGGGGCUUGCUGGAAUUCCAUCAUCAGAUUCUAGGAAUGCAAAUCUCUAUUUUUUGGAUGUUGUACAACAGGCCAAUACUAUUUUUCAUCUUUUUGACAAACAAUUUAAUGAUCACCUUAUGCCACUAAUAAGCUCUUCUCCCAAGUUAUCUGAAUGCCUUCAGAAGAAAAAAGAGAUAAUUGAGCACAUGGAGAUGAAAUUGGAUACUGGCAUCGAUAGGACAUUAAAUUGUAUGAUUGGACAGAUGAAGCAUAUCUUGGCUGCAGAACAAAAGAAAACGGAUUUUAAGCCAGAAGAUGAGAACAAUGUUUUGAUUCAGUAUACAAACGCAUGUGUAAAAGUCUGUGUUUAUGUGAGAAAACAAGUUGAGAAGAUUAAAAAUUCCAUGGAUGGGAAGAAUGUGGACACAGUUCUGAUGGAACUUGGAGUUCGUUUCCAUCGGCUUAUUUAUGAGCAUCUUCAACAAUAUUCCUAUAGCUGUAUGGGUGGCAUGUUAGCAAUUUGCGAUGUAGCUGAAUAUAGAAAAUGUGCCAAAGACUUCAAGAUUCCAAUGGUAUUACAUCUUUUUGACACUCUGCAUGCACUUUGCAAUCUCCUGGUCGUUGCUCCAGAUAAUUUAAAGCAAGUCUGCUCAGGAGAACAGCUUGCCAGUCUGGACAAGAACAUACUUCACUCCUUCGUACAACUUCGUGCUGACUAUAGAUCUGCCCGCCUAGCUCGACACUUCAGCUGAGUGAAGUUACAAAGGAAAUGUGUUCUAUUUCGGAAGGCCUCGGAUGGUAGAAAGCACAGGAGAUUCCUUAUGACACAGCCAAUAUUUUACAGAAAAAAAAAUGACUGGAAGAAAACAGCAGCCAUACUUACCCAGGAAUUUUAUUUGAAAUUUGGACACCACUAGCUAUAUUUGCUUUUUAUCUUUUCCCUAUUACAUUGAAUUCCAUGCUUUAAUUUAUAAAUUUCAAAUUAUAUAAACCUGUAUGUGACUGUUAUAAUCCUGAAAAGCGUUGGUGUCAGAAGCUGAAUGAAAUUUCACCAGUGUGCUGGUCCUUGAUCUUGAACUUAUUCUAUCUGGAAAUCUUAGCGUCCUAUUUGCAUUAAAAUAGGUGAAGUGCAGUAAAACUACAUUUCUUAUUUAUUAGUUUUUCAGUUAACUUUUUAGCACUGGUGAUUGAAGAACUUGUUACAACUCAAAAGGACCAGAGUGGAGCGUCAUUUCUAUAGGUGGUUGGGGCUGUUCUCUGAGGUACAGCAACGCUAGCCCAGGACUGUCUCAAGUAGAUGUUAGAAACAGAUCAGAGUAGAUCUACUUUCUGGGUAAAACUUAAAGUUUACUGUUUCUUAUUUGAUAAAUAGAUUUUAAGCCGUAGAUCUACUUUCUGGGUAAAACUUAAAGUUUACUGUUUCUUAUUUGAUAAAUAGAUUUUAAGCCAAUUAAUUAGCAAGAUGUUAAUGAAACCUUAUUUUAUAUUUAACUUAAGGUGGAAUACUUUAAAGGACCAUGUUUGUUAUUUUAGUACUCUGAGUAAAAAGUGACUUAUGGUGUAAACCAUGUUUAUGAAAGAUAGCAACAUGUUUAGCCACAGUGCCGUCAGUCCCUUAAGACCAGCCUUGAAUGAGAUGGGAUAGCUAAACAUGCAGUCAUCUUCUAUUCUGAGAGGAAUUGAGAGUUUCAGGCAAUAAAUAAAUAGUGUAUAUUCCAAGUCUGGAGGCAAGCUUACAGCCAAAGCCGGUCUUUCAGAUCUGAAGAUUCUUUCAUUGUCCAUUUUCAAGGCAUUUCUGAAGUUAUUCCUAUUUGAAUAUUAUUAAUUGAAUUGGGUUAAUAUGACAAACUAAUAAAUAACUCACAAAAAUUUAAACAUCGUAUAAAAAUGUAGAAAGGCCAUUGUUCUAUAAACCCUAUUAACUUAUUCUGUGAGAGUAUGUUCUAAGUUAUACAUAGUGGAUUCUUCAUGGUCUCUAGGACCCAGGGAAGCUGUAAUGUUCAGUUCAUUCAUAGCAUUCUUUUCUCUUAAUGUAGGGUUUGGCCUAAUUGGGUGAAGCUGUCUCUUUCUACUGAGAACCUCACUCUGAAUAGUUGUCAGCAUUUCCAGCUGUCUAGUCCAGAACUAGCUACUGUACAAAUUACUGUUGACUGGAUUUUCAUUUUCUAUUUAGCCCAGUGUUACAAAGGUAAGCAAGGACAAUGAGCACGCCAACUUUUGUCACUUUUAUAGGACAUUGUGGCAGGUUCAGAGGUUUUCCAGGUAACGAUCCUCAGACAAGGAGAGCCAGAGCAGCUUCUAGGUCCGAGAAAGCUCUGUGCUUGUACUGCUGCCACUUUAGAGAACACUGCUGUGGAUUCAGAUCAUACCUCUGUUAGUGAAGCCAACAGUUUAAGGCAGGAGUUUACUGGCCAUUUGAACUCUUUGUACAGUGUCAAUUUGUAAAAAAAGAAGAAAAAAAUCAAAUAAAACAUGAGAUAACAUUUUAAGACUUCCAAAUCAGAGAAGUACUUCAAAUUAUUUUGUUUGGAAUAAUUUUUAAAAAUGUAAAGCAGUUACUUGUUGCUUGGAUAUUUUGUUAAUUAUUAUUUCCAUGCUUGAGUUCUGUGCAAUAUUUUCCAUUAUGUCCACUAACAGGACAAAGAAAAUUCAAAGUGAAUACCUUAUUUAAAAGUGUUAAUUUCAUGCUCAAUAAACAAAUUCCCUGCAGUUGUUUUUUUUUAAUCUUACCAUAUUUUUACAUUUUAAGGACAUCCAUAAUGAAUUAUACAUUUGAUUUUUUUACUGACAGUAUUCCUUAUUUUUCAUAGCUUAGGUAUCUCCCUUUUUUAGUAGAAAAGAACAUGACUGUAUAAUCAAGCUAGAAUAGGGUGUUUCUCUAAAGAAAUAAAAAGUGUGUUGUAUAAACCAGUAUACAUUCUUUGCAUCUCACUUUUAAAGUAUUUACAUGUAUGGGCAUCAUAAAAUUUAGUUCAAAAUGUAUAACUCAGAAGAGACUGUCAGUAGAUAAAAUGCUUCUAUACAUACCUGGGAAAUUUUUGGUUAGACAUAGUGGAGCUUAAUAACUGACUAAAAUUUAAAUAAGAAUCUUUCCACAGUUCUGUGUGAACUCAUGUAAUAUUUAGGUAUAAAUAUUUAAUUUGAAGUUUGCUCCAAAAUGCUGAAAAUUGUUUGUCUGAACUUGGGUGUCUUAUAUGAGAUGCAGAGCAUAGACUAAGGAAGACUAGCCUAGGAAUUACUGAAAAUGAGAGCACACGAGUCCUUAUGCAUGGGUUUAGAAUGGCCCCCGAAUUAAUUAGAAGUGAUAGAGUACAUGAUGAGCCCUGAUCAGGAAUUAUUAGAUAGUAGUUAGAUGGACGGAUUUUUAGAAUAUGACCAUGUAGCCAUUCCAAGACAAUUAAUUACUGACACUUAGGCGUGCCAUUCCUGUGAGCCCCGGGGUCUUCCUUGUUUUAAAAAGUGCUGCUAGCAUAGGUUAAAGUGGGUUAAAUUAAAACUUAAAGCAGGUAAUUUGUGUUAUAUUUUCUUUGUUCUUUCCAUUUUUCUUUCUUUUACUUCUAAAUAUUUUACUUUCUGAAUACUACCUUUCUUAUACACAGUGAAAUAAUUAUCAGCCAAUAGAUUGAUUCAAAGUAGAGAAUGUACUGCUUCCUUGAGAUGUUUCUCUCUACAUUGGUUCACAUCCAGAUGAAGGGGUAUUGACUCCUGAAAUGCCACUGAACCUCAGAGCGGUCAUGUUUAUAAGGCUAAGACAUGCUUGAAUUGUUGGUGGAUGAGUAAGGGGUACUCAAAUGUAUGCCUGUUGUGACCAGAAAAGCUUUUGUCUCCUGAUUAACAUGGUGUUCUUACAAAAAUAUCCUGUCAUUGCCCACACUGUCCACUGACUUUUCAUGGGUGUGAGAUAUUUUUCAGAAGCCUCCCCACCCCCUGCACUUUAUUGAUUACUAACAGAGGCUUUGGUAUACAAAGUACUCUGAUUUAUCCAAUUCACUGAAUUGCAUUCAGUUACCUUAUUACUCUACUCGAGAAGGCUUAUCCUACAAUUUACUGCAUAUUUUGGGAAAGAAAACUAGUACAUAUCAUUAUGCCGGAUAAUUUUGAAUGAAGUAAAAAUAGCAAUUUAAAAUUUUAAUGAAUAGUAAAGGUAAUUCUAUCCAUUUAUUGGACUUAAAUCUCAUGUAUUAUGCGAAGUCCUUUGCAUAUAUUAUUGAUUCCAGAGUAACUGUCAUUUGGGUACUAUUAUUUCUGUAUGACAGAUGAAAAACCUAAGGCAUAGAACAGGUAAGGAGACCUUCAAAGUCUAUAAGCUGACAUGGGCUCAGACUUAAAUCUCAUAUAAUGAGAAUGAAUAAUGUCUUUUUAUAAUUUAUCUUGUAUUUUUUCUUAUUUGUGUAACAUUAUGUAUAUUCCUUAUUUUGAUAGCCUCAAUAGUUUUACUUAAUUUCCUUCUCAUCCAGUGUUUGAUUCUCACUGUGAAGAUUAGAUAAUGGAGUUGGAAUAUAGUAUGUGUAUCAAGCUACUGUUGAAUUUUUAAAAAUAUGUUCAGUGUGUAGUCAUACUUUCUCAAUUGGUGUUUAAAGUUAUGUAAGUAGUCAUGAAAUUUUAAUUGAACUUUAAGUUUGUAUUUAAUGGAAACCUGCCUAUCACAGAGGUUUCCUUUAGUGAAAAUAUUGUUUCUGCUUAAUGAUUUUAAUAGUAGAGUCUAGGUAUUUCAUAAAGUUUUUGAAUUUUCUACUUUCUGAGAUUAUAAUUGCAUAACUUCCCUCUUCCCUCCUAACCUUCCCAUUUACCCCUCCUUGCUCUCUUUCAAAUUUUUGUCAGCCCAGAAAACACACAUACAAAUACCAUUACAUAGACUGAAUAAGUUAUAAUUACAUAUUAGGAAUAUGUGUAUAUACAACAUGCAUCUGCUCAUAUAAUUUUUUAUAGCAUGGGAAAAAUAAUAACUCCCUAUUAGGAGAUACAAAGAAAUCAGUAUUUUUACAUUCAAAAAUAGAUUAUUUUGAAUGGCUGGCUUGCUGAUUCUGUUAGCUGUUUAAUGUAUCAAUAGUCUUGAAAUGGCUAGUUCCAGAAUGAAAUUGUUGGACAAAAAAGUAGUUUAUUAAUAAUUUGUAAUUAUUAGAAUUUUCAUUGGUGAAUGGAGCUGGUAACCCUGGACUUAACUAAGUACAUAGUUUUAAACUAGGCACUGCAUAUUUUAUCGCUACUAUUUGGUGAUAUUACUUGGUGUAGGUAUCAAUAAAUGUUUGCUUUUUUGACUAAAUAUCCAUUCGAAGCAAAAAAGACACGCAAUUAAACACAGUUGCUCAUUUUCUCAGUGAUUUAGAAGGUUGCCAUCUGCCUUAAUGUGCAAAGCCAAUUUAAAUAGGAAUAUAUCGUAUUGUACUCCAAAUAGCAAACAACCUCAGAAGAAAGGCAUUAUUAGGAAGGCCUAGGUUUGUGCUGGGCAGCAGUGAGGCAUUUCAAAUGUAUAAUUAUUUGCACUAAUAUUUGAGCAGAUGGAAUGGAUUAGAAUAUAGUCAACAUUAUUUUGCUGACAUGUAUUUUCAGUUAAUAUGUAUUAUGCAACAUGUGUUAAAGCUGUCAAUAAUUCCUUUUAGCCAGGAUACUAAUAUUUAUAUUACUGUGUUUAAGAGGCAGUAUCCAACUGAGCCACUUCUAAUUAAAAUUAAAAACUCUGAGACCAGAAUUAUGUUUACAUUCUAGAAAGCACUUAACUUACUUAACUUAGAUCAGUAAAACAGAUUUAUCAAUGCCUGCUACUUAAUAGAAGAAAACACAGAGGAUUGAGAUUGGAAGUAGGAAUCUAGAAUGAGAAAGCUGAAGGUUCAUUUAUACUCAUAACUUUUGUCACUAUUGGCAAUCUUAAAUGAAGAAAAGACCCUUCCAUAAUAUCUUUAUAUUAGUAAGCUAGGCGAAGAUGAGUAGAACCUGUUCAAUAGGACUGAUCUAAGGAGAACUUCCAAAUUGUAGGUUGAAUUUGACAGAGUGGGUAACCCUGACGCCCCUGUAAUUGUAAGUAGGCAAAUGCCCUCCCAUCAGGCCUGACAGUCUUUUUUUGUCCUGUGGUAAUCUCGGUUUCUUUGAACUCUGGUCUUUUAUUGUAGCACUUCUGUCAAAUGUGCAGCUUUUACUAUAGAGGCCCCCGGUUAGAAAUCCAGACACAGUACCAACCUAAAGAAGACUGGGACUACCUCUGCAUAUAUUGUUUGUAAAUAUGGUAGGGACAUGCAUGAAAUUGUGUGAAAAUACGUUAUAAGUAUCUUCCGAAGUGCCUAUUAGGAUUCUCCAGCAGAAUGUAUUUUUCAUUUUUACCACAAGGGGGUGAUGUUAUUUUUAUAAUGAUAGCUUAUUUUUAUUUAUAAAAUACAAUUCAUAAACUUUA
Messenger RNA from Chionomys nivalis (European snow vole), 8002 nucleotides. RefSeq names its product exocyst complex component 5 (gene Exoc5). Gene Ontology annotation, biological process: Golgi to plasma membrane transport; exocytosis. Bases 243 to 2369 code for a protein of 708 amino acids. The transcript has 18 exons. Gene Ontology annotation, cellular component: exocyst; cytoplasm. The record is from RefSeq and is a predicted model, not a curated record. Lineage: Eukaryota; Metazoa; Chordata; Mammalia; Rodentia; Cricetidae.